Messenger RNA from Paraphaeosphaeria sporulosa, 1713 nucleotides. RefSeq names its product FAD/NAD(P)-binding domain-containing protein. The transcript has 2 exons. Lineage: Eukaryota; Fungi; Ascomycota; Dothideomycetes; Pleosporales; Didymosphaeriaceae. The record is from RefSeq and is a predicted model, not a curated record. Gene Ontology annotation, molecular function: monooxygenase activity; FAD binding. Bases 191 to 1594 code for a protein of 467 amino acids.
GGUGCACAUAAACCACGAUCACCAAAUUUGCCAUCGGGCAUCUGCUGAAUAAGAUCAAUCGCCAUAUAAAAAGUCUACCGACUCAGGUCCCUAUUCUUGAGGUGCUGGCCUUACCUAUGUACCCUUCUACGCCAUUCAAGAUCUAGACCAUCUCCUCUGGGAAUCGUGUCAGAUACCCUACGGUAGAGCCAUGAAGAUCAUAAUUGUCGGCGCUGGCAUCGCCGGUCUGUCAACCUAUCUACACCUGCUUAAGCACCUGCCCAACCCCACGACGCACACUCUCACCAUCUACGAAUCGCACAGCCCCCAGAAAAACUCACCUCCAAACCUAACAAGCCUAUCCUCGUUCUCAGAAUCAACAACCAUCGUCGGCGGUGGUCUCGGCAUCUCCCCCAACGGCAUGCGCAUCCUCCGCAACCUCAACUCCGCUCUUCACGACGCAGUAACAGCCCAAGGCUUCCCAGUCUCGCAUUUCGUCUUUCGCGGCGCGAAUGGUUGGGUCCUAGGCUCCUCGCCUACCUCCGACGCUACCGUCAGAAACCUCCUGUCAGAGGAAGAGGAAGUGUGUGUCGCGUCGUCCCGCCACGGUCUCCGCGAAACGCUUCUCCGCUUCGUUUCCCAAGCUGGCGGAAAGAUAAAGUACCACAAGAUCGCCCGGGUUUCACACGACACAGCCGGUCGGCCUUAUGUAGUCUUCCUCGCCCAAGACGGCGUAGAAAGGAUCGACGAAGCAGAUCUCAUCAUCGGCGCCGACGGCGUGAAAAGCAUCGUCCGCAGUGCCCUCUUCCCCUCUCCAGAGCACCAGCCCAUAUACACCGGCCUCUCCGGCAUCGGCGGCUUCAUCUCCAUGCCUCUCCCAAUACACACCUUGAAUCCUCCGUCUAUGCACUUCACCUUCGGCCGCGACGGGUUCUUCGGAUAUUCACCUGUGUCUACGGAGCCAGCGUCGUUGAUGUGGUGGUCUACGUACGAGACACCUCUGGAGCGCGCCGUUUCUCCCGUAGAGAUUAAGGACUUGCUAGGUCAACGGCACCGAACUUGGAAAGAUCCUGUUAUACAGGAUGUUGUUGCGCAGGCGGAGGUGCAGAGCGUCUACCCAACUUGGGCCCUGGGUGACCUGCCACAUUGGGGCGAGCGUGGUAUUGUUCUGAUCGGAGACGCAGCGCACGCGCUAGACCCGACAACCGGUCAAGGCGCUUCUCAAGCCCUCGAAGACAGCUUAACCCUUUCUCUCCUACUGUCCUCCAUAUCAACAUCAGACUCCUCCUCAAACGUCUCCCCAGGCCCCUCCUCUCCAACCUCUUCCUCAUCUGUAAGUCAACAACACCGCAUCGACACAGCGAUCAAACUAUUCCACCAGAUCCGUAGCCCGCGCGUCAACUCCAUCGUCCAACGCGGGCGGAAAAUGUCACGCCGCAAAAGAGACGUCGGCGUGGUAGCAGAGUACAUCACGUACCUCUUUCUCUGGGCGAUGACGCGUUGGCCUGCUGUAGCGCGGUGGAUGCUCGGAGACGUGAACAGGGAGUUGUACACGUGGGACGCCGCCACUGAAGUGCGGAAAGCAGUUGCAAGCUGGAAUAGUAAGGAGCAGUAGCCAGAACGCUCUUCGCUGAAGGGGGCUAGUGGAACCGCACCUGCGAUGUGAGCAAGGGAGAAAGCCAUGUAAUCUAGUCAUCUCAUCUUUAUCAUUAGGUAUCUCAUCCUCCUUUCUUC